This is a messenger RNA of Mytilus californianus (California mussel), 2286 nucleotides long. RefSeq lists its product as uncharacterized. The transcript is spliced from 6 exons. Bases 494 to 1798 code for a protein of 434 amino acids. The record is from RefSeq and is a predicted model, not a curated record. Lineage: Eukaryota; Metazoa; Mollusca; Bivalvia; Mytilida; Mytilidae. Gene Ontology annotation, molecular function: zinc ion binding.
CACCAUUUGGGUGUGUUUACAUUGUGGACAUCAGGGCUGUGAUAGGAAUUCGUAUGAAAAGCAUGCAUUGAAGCAUUAUGAAACACCAAGAUCCAGUAGUCACUGUAUUGUUGUCAAUACUUCAACAUGGUCAACAUGGUGCUAUAAAUGUGAUGAUGGUUUCCCAAUAGAGAAGAAUAAAAAAGUGCAAGAAUGUAUAGACCACCUCCGUAAACUCUCUGGUCCUCCUCUUGAACAGUAUAGUCUUCCUCGUAAACAGUCUUGUCUUCCUCGUGAACAGUCUGGUCUUCCUCGUGAACCGUUUAGUCUUCAUUGUACACAGUCUAGUCUUCCUUGUGAACAGUCUGGUCUUCCUCUUAUAGAAUCAGGUAACAGAAACAUCAGUUGUAAUAAUGAUCAGACCUUAUAUGGAAAACAAAUCCCUCCAUGUGAUAAACUAGAUCCAAAAUGGGAUGGAGAAUUCAAUGUGCAAUAUAAACAAGUUUCAAAGAGCAUGCAAUCUGGUAGUACAAGUCUUCAUUAUUCAAUGGACAACUCAACAAAUAUUCUAUGUGGGAUAUGUGACGCCCAGCAUAUCACGAAAACAGCAAAUUUCUGGUGCACGGAGUGUGACGAUGGUCUCUGUAUUGAAUGUAACAGCCAUCAUAGUUUUUCCAAAGCAAGUCGACUUCAUGGCGUUAUUUCGAUAGAGGAUUACAGAAAAUUGUCCACUUAUAUUUCAAACAUAGUGCAAAACUGCAUGGAACAUGAGAAAAAACUUCAAAUAUUCUUUCCACAUCACGAUCAACUCUGUUGUCAUUUAUGCCUUUCAACAAGUCACAAAGAUUGUACGGGGAUGUUACCCAUUGAGGAAAUGGCGAAAACUUGUAAAUCUAGAGGUUUGUUGGAAAGUUUGCAAAAAUCACUAGAAGACUUGAAAAACAGCAUCGAUAGAGUAGUUCAAGAUAGACAAACAAAUAUUACUAAAAUUCAAGAACAAAGACAAAACAUUGACGCUUGCAUCAAACAGUUACGCGAAAGAAUUAAUUCACAUUUUGAUAAACUAGAACAAGAGAUUAUAAAAGAAUUGAACACAUCUGAGUGUGCUGUGAAGACCAAAAUUGAGGAUCUGUUAGAAGAACUUGAAGAUAAAUCAGAAAGUAUAGCAGUGUUACAAAAUAACAUUUCACAUCUUAAGAAUCAUGCAUCCGACUUACAAACAUUGAUAGUUAGUAAAGAACUAGAGAAAAAUAUCGUGUCUGAAGAGGCCUAUGUUCAGUCCUUAUCAGACGAUGAACGUUUGAAACAGCUUUCCAUGAAAUGUUCUCAUAAUGAGGGGAUUGAAAAUUUACUACAAAGCAUCACGCCAUUUGGCAUGUUUGGAUCGAUAUCAAUUGAAUCUAGUCGACCAUCUGUUGAUAUCAAAUUUGAAAAGAAUAAACAUGCUCAGAUAAUGUCUGCCAGCUUGAUUCCAAAAUCUGUCGACAAUGUACACGCAACAUUAUUGCGAAAAUUUCAAAUGCCUAAGGGGGUUAGUACUGAGUAUAACAUAACUGGUUGUGCAAUUUUUCCUAAUGGAAAAUGUAUUUUUUCAGACUGUGAUAAAAAUAAACGACUGGUGAUAUUCAACGCCGAUGGUUCUUUGGAUUGUGAGAUACCUCUUUCAGAAUUCAAGCCAUUUGAUAUAGUUUGUAUUGAUGACACGACAAUAGCAUUCACAGUGUGGCAUUAUUCUGAUAUUUAUAUUUUUGACAUCAAGUUAAAUAAAUAUCAAAAACAAAAUCAAAGCAAACUAUCCCUGCUUUGGUGUUGCACUUAAGGAUACGAUGAUGUAUUAUUGCACCGAAGCUAGUGUUGCAGUUGUAAACAUAAAAGACGGUAAUUCGUCUACUAUCGUGAAGUUAGACUCUUCAACGAACGGUUGGAGAUAUAUUGCAUCAUCUGGCGAGUCAGUUUAUUUUACAGACAGUAACAACAAUUCAGUGUCCUGCUUUAGUGUUCAAGGCGAGAAACUUUGGGAAUUUAAGGACGAAAUUCGCAAAGGUACCAGUGGCAUAGCUAUUGAUAAAUAUGGUAUUUUAUAUAUCGCGUUUAAAGAAAAACACUCCGUUGUUGCAAUAUCACCUGACGGAAAGAGAGUAGUAGAUGUUCUGGGUUUUAAGGAUGGUAUUGAAACGCCUUACAAACUUUUUUAUGAUAAUGAAAGGGACUUGUUGCUGGUUGCAGGCUGUUCUGGGAAUUGUGCUUUAUUUGAAAUUACAUAAACGUGUUAGUGUAUGUCUUUUUAAUAAAGAGUUUAUUUCUUCA